This is a messenger RNA of Anopheles coustani, 2760 nucleotides long. RefSeq names its product transmembrane protein 184C. Gene Ontology annotation, molecular function: transporter activity. Lineage: Eukaryota; Metazoa; Arthropoda; Insecta; Diptera; Culicidae. The coding region runs from base 394 to 2214 and encodes 606 amino acids. Gene Ontology annotation, biological process: transport. The record is from RefSeq and is a predicted model, not a curated record. The transcript is spliced from 5 exons.
UACAACAAACUAUCGCCGAAAGCCCCGAGCCAAGUGUACGAACCUAAUCAAAUUAUAUCACAUUUGCUUACGUGUUUUGUUUUGUGAUUGAAAGUGUAAUCGUUUCCGCCAGUGCGUUGCAAUAAGAAGGGUGCGAAGUAAAUAGUCUUCUUUUUAGAUAUUCGAUUACCAACGCAAGCAUUCCGUAGUUAAGCUGUUCGGUUCGGGUAACCACCAAAUGAUACCCAACAGUGCCAGAACACAACAACAGAACAACCAUCAACAAAGCGACACAAGCGCCACAUAAUCAGCCAACGACGAUGGUUCGUACGGAUUGAUUACGGCAGACGGUUGCAAGAACGAAGAAGCAAGUGCCUACCUGGCAGGGGCGACAAGAUUAACAGUAAGACAAAAAUGUGCAUAUCACUCUGUACCCACUGGCGAGCCUUGCUGAGGCCGCUGCUGGUCAUCCUGUACGUACUCUUCGUCAUCAUCGUCGUCCCGCUGCUGAUCGCCGAUUCUGUAAAGGACGGUUUCACCCGCAAAGGUCAACUGAUUUUGAUCGGCGGUCUGUUCGUGCUGUGCGCGAUACCGAUUUCGAUAUGGCAAAUCGCACAGCACGCCAUCCACUACACGAAGCCUCAGCUGCAGCGGCACAUAAUCAGAAUCCUAUGGAUGGUGCCGAUCUACGCACUCAAUGCGCUGCUCUGUCUCAUAUGGCCCAACAAGUCUAUCUACAUGGACAGUAUCCGCGAGUGCUACGAGGCGUACGUUAUCUACAACUUUAUGAAAUACCUGCUGAACUAUCUCAACCUGGAAAUGGACCUGGAGAGAACGCUCGAAUGGAAUGCACAGACGUACCAUUUCUUUCCCUUUUGUUGUCUGGCGCCGUGGCAGAUGGGCCACGAGUUUGUGCAUAACUGCAAACACGGCAUCCUGCAGUACACGGUCGUUCGGCCGCUGACCACCGUGAUUGCCUGCAUUUGUCAGCUCAACCACGUAUACGGUGAGGGACAGUUCCGAGCGUCAGUUGCAUUCCCGUACCUUGUGUUCGCCAACAACUGCUCCCAAUCGAUCGCAAUGUACUGCCUCAUACUGUUCUAUCAGGCGACACGCAAUGAGCUGCGUGGGAUGAGACCGAUACCGAAAUUCCUAUGCAUCAAGGCGGUCAUUUUCUUUUCCUUCUUUCAAAGCGUUAUCAUCUACUUCCUCGUGUACUACGGCAUCAUAAAGGACAUUUUCGAAAGCAACACUGCCGACCUGGAAUCGCGCCUGGAACUUUCGACCAAGCUGCAAAACUUUCUCAUCUGCUUCGAGAUGCUGCUGGCCGCCCUGGCGCAUCAUUACAGUUUCUCGCACCGCCCGUACGAGCGUAUCCUACCGCCGAGCCUGAUGGUGGCGGGUAGCAUUAAUGGUAGCAGCAGUGGUGCUGCUGGUGGCGCACCUGGGGGCGGUGGGGGGCAUUCAUGGUACUCGGGCUUCCUGACCAUGCUCGAUCUGUCGGACGUGCGGCAGGACGUGAGCGAACAUCUGGGUGAGGUCGGCAGUUCGCUUAGCCGCCGGUUUCGUGGCCGUGCUAUAUAUCAAAUGGCACCGGGUAGCAGUCGCAACUGUGAUAUGAACGUCAGCGGCUCGGACCGAGAAUUUCUCGUUCCGCCAGCAGGAGCAGCGGGCUCGAACCUUCUCGGUAGUCAGUGCUACCAGAGUGGCCUCUACUACAGUGCAACCGGUGCUGCGUCCCAGUUGUACACGAGCCAGGGUAAGGUCGGAGGAGCGGGGCACGGCCAGCGGUACGGUGCCCUCGAUCAAGCGGCCAUCAGUAUUGUGCGGCCGAAGGGUGAAAAGCUCGUCGAAACACCGAACGAAGGUGCCCCGCCCAAGGAGGUAAACAUUUUCAACCAGUUUCCAUCGACGAAGACACUCAACCUGGCGCUCAGUAAAACGCCCAGUUACGAGAAUUUAAUCUCGCUCAAAAGUGACGAUCCGGCGUCGACUUCCAAAGUAGGCGACGAAAAGCGUCGUCAGCAGCAACAGCAGCGAACAAAAAACAACCUGCAAUCCUCCGCCAACGAUCGAACGACGAACAGUAAUAGUGAGUCGAGCUCGUCCCAUCGGUUGCAACGCUCCGAAAGCAAUGGAAGCGACUGGCUCAGCACGCCCGAGGACGAGCUGGGGAUCGACGUGAAGGGGCUCAGUAGCGACAAUAUCAAUAUCAAUACAAACCGAAAAACCUAACCGAGCUGCUUCGAAGUGGAACGUCGCAGUGGAAGGAAAAUCCUUCGAAAUCGAAUCGAUCGCUUUCGGUAGGAUGUGAGAUUAUUUUUCCUAUGUUUCUCUGCCCCUUAAAUAUGCUCACCGUAGCAGUAUUGAGAGUUCCAACAUGGUAUGCAAACUGUGCGCAGCGGUAAAACUGUGGGGUUUCGUGUGCGGUGGCAAUCGUUUAAAGUUUUCUACCGUACGACUAUACAUACAUGCCUUAGGACGCUUCGGCUUCUCGACGUAAAGGCGUGGCAAAGGUGCAAUAUCAACUAUCUGCUUCAAAACAAAACGUAAAAGACAAGCUUGAGGACAACAUUUAUAGAUAAAAACUGUAUCCAUACAGCAGCAUAGUAUGGCACGUCCCUGGAUAGAAGAGGAAGCAGAGGGAAAACAACGAUUGCCAAAACAUAUUCCACGAGCGACCACCGGAAUAGAGUGGCGAACAAUUUAAAAAAUCUCAAUCGAACUGCUUCUAUCAAACGUAUCUGUGGUAAAUUAAUAGAAAAAAAAACAAGAAGACAA